Messenger RNA from Cottoperca gobio, 5768 nucleotides. RefSeq names its product neuroligin-2-like. Gene Ontology annotation, molecular function: neurexin family protein binding. The record is from RefSeq and is a predicted model, not a curated record. NCBI's taxonomy places the organism in Eukaryota, Metazoa, Chordata, Actinopteri, Perciformes, Bovichtidae. Gene Ontology annotation, cellular component: membrane. Bases 1 to 1521 code for a protein of 506 amino acids. The transcript has 3 exons.
AUGGUUGUUCUCAGCACUCAACUUGUUCUUCCCCUAUUGCACCACCAGGGGGAGUUCCUCAACUAUGACAUCCUAAUAGGAGUGAACCAAGGCGAGGGGCUGAAGUUUGUGGACGACAGCGAGGACAACGGACAACGGACAACAGUUCAUUUUAGCAACGUUUACUUCUAUCUUCCUGUUGCACAUCUCUUGACCACUCAUCUCUCAAAAAUGUUCUAUCCCUGUCAUUACUUCCCUCUUAACUUAUCACAAUUUUCUCUUUUUUCCCCUUUACCUUUUUAUUCCUGUCCCUUUCCCCCUCCCGCGUCUUCUCCUCCAGGCAAAGACAUCCUGAGGGAGACCAUUAAAUUCAUGUACACCGACUGGGCAGACAGGGACAAUGGCGACAUGCGAAGGAAGACCCUCUUAGCUCUGUUUACAGACCACCAGUGGGUGGCACCGGCAGUGGCCACCGCUAAACUCCACGCCGAGUUUCAGUCUCCGGUUUACUUUUACACGUUCUACCACCACUGCCAGACAGAGACGCGACCCGAAUGGGCCGAUGCCGCCCAUGGAGACGAGAUACCGUAUGUGUUUGGCGUGCCCAUGAUCGGUGCUACGGAUCUGUUUCCGUGCAACUUCUCGAAGAAUGACGUGAUGCUGAGCGCUGUGGUCAUGACUUACUGGACCAACUUCGCCAAGACUGGGGAUCCCAACCUGCCAGUCCCCCAGGACACCAAGUUCAUUCACACCAAGCCCAACCGCUUUGAAGAGGUCAUCUGGACCAAGUUCAACUCGAAGGACAAGCAGUACCUCCACAUCGGCUUAAAACCUCGUGUUAGGGACAACUACCGGGCCAACAAGGUGGCCUUCUGGCUGGAAUUAGUCCCCCACCUCCAUAGUCUACAUGAGGAGCUCUUUCCCACAACUACCCGCUCUCCGGCAGGCCCUGGCCCAGGCACCCACAGACCCUGGCCCAGAACACCGGGCCCUCGCACCACUCGUCACCCCUACCCUACCAUCCCCUCUGAACUGGAGCCUUAUGGUUCGGAGCGUCCACGCCAAGACCUCUUCCCUGGAGACACCCGGGAUUACUCGACUGAGCUGAGUGUGACAGUUGCUGUGGGGGCGUCGCUCCUCUUCCUCAACAUCCUGGCCUUUGCCGCACUUUACUACAAGCGUGACAAGCGGCACGAGAUGCGCCGCCACCGGCUGUCUCCUCAACGGGGCGGGCCUGCCAAUGACCUGGCUCACAGCCAGGAGGAGGAGAUCAUGUCGCUGCAGAUGAAGCACUCGGAGCACGACCCUCACCACGACAUGGAGCCACUCCGGCCCCACGACAUCCUGCGGCCCGCCUGCCCGCCCGACUACACGCUGGCGCUGCGCCGUGCCCCCGACGACGUGCCGCUGAUGACACCGAACACCAUCACCAUGAUCCCCAGUACCAUCACCAGCAUGCAGCCUCUUCAUGCCUUCAACACUUUCCCCUCCACCGGCCACAACAACACACUGCCCCAUCCCCACUCCACCACCAGGGUAUAGUAGGGACUGGCCCGAAACAGCGCCACCUAAGGACCAGGAAGACUGGCUCUGCCACUGAUCUAGAAGGGAGGCCUCUGAACGUGGGCCUUUGUUCUGUUCUCUUAUUCUCUUGUUUCUCCAAAAACAACUCCGCCUCCUUCAUCAUGCUGUCAAACUUAGCAGCUCCACUGGUGGUGUGUGGAGAAGCAACUAAACUGCACGGCAGCAGAUGAUCAGUUUGGGGGGUGACUUAGAUCUUUCAAAGAUACUGUUUUCAAAGGUCUGCUGUUUCCAGCCUAAAGCCCCUUGACAUUUGUCAAAAGGACUAAUGCUUUUUGGCCCUUGCAGUUUUCAUCAUUUUCUUCUUUUCUCUCCCAAGUGUGUUAUGUGCAUAUAUUGUUCUCUUUUCUACAUCUGUGUCUUAUCCCUGCUUUGUUCCUCUCAUUCGACAUGUGAUUCUCUCCCUCUCCCCAGCGCUCCUCAGCUCUAAGGACUCACAAACGACUGAGCUGCAGGAGCAGGCAUAGAGUACAUACAGUAAUCAUAUAGCUAUGAAGACAUUGAUAAAUCUGAUACUUUCAUUCUACCAGCAUUCUUGGUGCCAAGUAUGUACUACUGUGUUUGCUUUCUCAUUGAGAAAGAAAAAAACUAAAGAAAAUUCUAGAGUAUUGCUAUUUACUGUCAAUUAACAGAUGCUGUGUGUUCUCAUGACAAAGUGCCAAACUGGCCCUUGAUUGUGUUUUUUUUCUUUCUCUCAUCUUCUGUUUAUUUUUUUCAAGCAUUUGUUUAAUUGUUGUUUUUGUGGAAAGAAAUUUUUGCUGAAAAUAUAGAUAUAGAGAAAUGAUAUUAUAUAUAUAGUUAUAUAUAAAUGUGUACAAAGGAGAAAGUAUAUAAAUGGGUUUUCUCAGUGGGGAUCUAUGCAUGAAUUAUUUUUAAAGAGGAUGACAGGGGGGGGGGGACACUGUAUCUGUCAAUGCACGUUUCCCAAAUCUAAUCAAAUCAUAUCGGUCCACUCUGGAUAUUUAGUUUUUUGUUUUAUCUCACAGAAAAAGAACAUCACAGACAAUCCUCUAAGUACCCCCAACAAACCCUCUUCACCUGCCAACACCCAUUUAUAAAAAGAAAAAAGAGUAAUUAACACAAAUCUCAUAAGAUGAACAGCUGUGAACGUACUCUUCCAAUCAUUUACCCCGACAUGAUGUUAUUUAGAGUUUGUUUCCAGGUAAUACAGCACGCCCACCAUCCUACAGGAGCUACUUUUUCUUCCCAUCUGUAUGGAGAUGAUCGUUUUUAGGGUAUGUGAGGUACCAACUCUGUUGUUGUAGCUUGCCUGUACAGAAUUAUUUUUGUAUUUCAGUAAGGGUGAGAAACAAAGCAGAAACAGGCAGCCUUUGCUCUUCUACGUACACGUCCUUCUCCUGUCUGCACCCCUAUUUCCAGCAUGUGUGUGUGAGUGUGUGUGCGGGUAUGUGUGGGUGUGGGCCCUAAUUAGACAACAAAGAGAUGGAGAGGCAGACAGGCGGGAUCCCCCCCAUGGUAAAAACUUAGACUCCAGAAUGAGCUCCUUCCUGCUGCGUCCGCAAACAUCCCCCUCCAUAUCAACAGUACUUCUCCUCUUUCCGUCAGUGCACUAGCGUUGUAUUCUUACACCCGUAUUGCGGUGAUCCCCCGCGUUCAACUCCCUGCUGUGACCACAAAACUCCAAAACACCUGACUUCACUGUGUCAGCUACGUUCUACACAAUUUCUGACCUCAGUUCAGCUCUGCUCUUAUCCUCACAUUCAAGGGUUAGUUCACUCAGCUAGUGACUUUUUUUGUGAGCUCAUCAGUUGUAAAUUAAACUUUAAGCACACGGAGGGUAACCGUGGGCCUUCACGGCCUGCGACGCGGAGCUGCAAGAUGAAAAGGGGGCUCGGAUCUCCUACACAGGGUAAAAGCUGAUUCUGUUCUUUUCUUUCGGGUAAGAAUGUGCAGGCCUACAGCUCAGCCCCCCCCCCCCACACACACACAAAUCUCUGCUGGAUCUCAAACAUGGAUCAUGGGUAAUACUCUGGUAAUACAGUACGUUAAUGAACUAAUGUGCUGUUGUUUGAGCCCACAGGAACACAUGGUAGCCUUCAUCCAGUAUGGGAGAAGUUAGUCACCGGUGCUGUCUUUGCUUGUGCUCUAGCUUUAGCCUGUUUAUUUUGUUUGUUUUCUAUUUUAUUAAUGCCUAACGGGUGGAGGGGGAGGGCUGGAGAGGGAGAGACAUACCUGGCUGCUCCUGUCAGAGAUUUUGUAAGCCCACUGAAAAGGAAAUGUGCACAAUGUAAAACACAAAACAACUGACUUGGGUGUGCGGCAGGUGGAUAAAUGCUGUGGAAUAGAUGAUGGACAGCGAAAGGAAAGGUGCACGCCGUGGAAAAGAGACUUUGGGAGGAAAUUGGAAAAAGACUUGCAGCCUUAAAUGUAGAAAUCCCAAUCAAAAGAGAGGUUGAACUAAUCAUUAGCAAAUAAGGACAUUCAAAGGCAUGGCCAUGUUUCUACCCACAAUGUUUGCCAGGAGGACACCUUGCUCAUCUGUCCUACGGAGGUCUGAUACGUCUGAUCAGACCGAGAUGAACCCUUUUGUACUCACUCCUGUGGAUAAGGAGGCAGUGAGGGGUUGUGAGGUAAACCUCACCACAACACAGCUACAAUGACACCACCAGAGGUGAAAACAGAAACAAGGUCUUUAGUUUGGUCUGUUUUCCCCCGUCUAUUUUAUAAGCUAACACUGGAGGGCGCCAUUGUGGCAGCUUCACUGCAGUCUGCCCGCUCUGAGGAAGCUGGACGUGUGAAGAAAAAUACCAAACUGGAUAGCAGGACAGAGACACACAACAUCUGGAAGAGGAUCAAAACUGUACAUUUUUAAGUGUAAGAAUCAAACAGACAAAAAUAUUUGUAAAUAUUAAGUUUCUUGUUUGUUUUUCUUUUUUUCUUUUUGAGUGAAUGAAUGAAAUGCUUAUUUUGUGACGACAAAAGACAACAGGUGCAGUUUGCAACACAAAAAAAAGGCCACUAGCUUGAGCUUUCACAUUCACUGGUGAUUUAAAAAAUGCUUACCGCCGAUCUCUUUUCAUGCCAUUAGAAAAUGAUCUUUUUCUUUACUUUGUUUCAUGUUUCAUGUUUCAUGUUGCCCAUUAUCACGGGGGCAUCCUGUAGCAUCAUGAUUCCUAAGCAGGAAAGUUACUGUAGCAGAAAUUCAUCUCCACUGCAGCCCCCACACAACAGAGGGCCUAAGAUGCUGUAGUUAGUGUUUGCUAGUUUGAAUAUUAGAUUUUAAAAUGUGAAAAAUAUAGUUUAAGUCAUUGUUCUUGGUUUGUAGUAGAGGGGUCAACUACACAGCUUUUUUUCCUCUUCGUUUUUGGUUCAAGCUUUAGCAAACUAUUAUUUUGAAAUAUAUCUUGUGAGACAACUAUUCUCCUGAUGAAUGUGUGCUGCAUGAUCUGUGUCUUCAGAGCAUUUAUGGAAACAUCUUUAUAGGCUGAAUGAAAGCCAGGUAACUUAUGUUGCCGUGGUGUAGGGAACUGGCGUGUGAUUCAUGGUCAGGACUUCAAAACUGAGACACUACAUGCAAAGUGCAAACAGUUAAAUGCUCGAUUCACAUGUAGCAGUGUUCACAUGUAGCCACUUAAUCACACGCGGGGCCGACACGAGGGCUUUGAUACCAUAAGAUGCCUCCGAGAGUAAUGAGAUCCCACCGGUGGUCUGAAGUUUUCCUUCCACACACUGUGUCGUUGUGUGAUUGUGGAGGUUGUGUGUGAUGUAGCAGUGAAGUUUGUUCAGUUUGGAGACGGAUGACAUUUGAAGUAGAUCUGAAAAGUCCAGUGCACUGUCAGUCUAAACGUGUGUUUACCAGUGGAUCGGACUGGAUGUAUCUGGACACACGCCCUGAAAACUGCAGUCAGCCAAGCAAAGCAAAAGCACUUCAUAUCGCUGAGGUUAUUUAGAGACCCUGUGUGAGGGCAGUGGUGCAUGGACACACGCAUAGAUCUCCGGCUCGGUCCCCAUUGCGGAGUUGCACCUGUUGUCUUGUUUUUACAUUCUUUGUUGAAUUCAGAAACCCAAGACUUGAGAUGAAGAAAAAUGUUAAAUAAUGGAAUUUAAAAAAAGAUGAUUAUUAAAAAAAAAGUAUAGUUAAACUAUAUAAAUAAAUGAGGUGAUGAUAUUUCUGUUUACUUUAGAAGUUAUUAUACACUGUAUGCUGUGAUUCUGAUCUGGGAAACAUUAAAGACAUUCAUAGCCAG